This is a messenger RNA of Rotaria sp. Silwood2, 393 nucleotides long. The record is from the annotation of a GenBank genome assembly. NCBI's taxonomy places the organism in Eukaryota, Metazoa, Rotifera, Eurotatoria, Philodinida, Philodinidae.
AUGGCGAAACGUUUAUCCAUGGAAGAUCUGAUUAAAAAAUAUCAAUAUCUUAAAACAAAUCAACAAAUUUCAUCAAGAACAGAAACAAAUCAAAAAACACAUGAAACAGACAAAAUAUUUGAUGAAGAAUAUUCAAAAUACUCAAAAUCAUCGUCUAUGUCACAUGAUGAAACAAGAGCAUCAGCUCAAUCUAGAUUAUCAAAUGCUCCUUUGGAAUCAUCAUCUGCUUCAAAUUCUGAAGAUGCUUGCAAAGUGUGUUUGGAUGCUGAAGCUAAUUGUGCAUUUAUUGAAUGUGGUCAUAUUGUAUCAUGUCUUAAUUGUGCUAAAUUAUUAACAAGAUGUCCUGUUUGCCGCGAAACUAUAAAACGAACAUUACGUGUUUACAAAUCCUAA